UGGGAGGCCCUGAGCGCCGUGCCCGCCCCGAGGCCUCUCCCCCGCCCCUUCCCGUAACGGUCGGUCGGGCUCUCCGAGAGCCCUGUAAUCACCACACGUCUCGUCCGAUGUCCUUGUUUUAACAGAAGUGGAAACUGAGGCCCUCGAAAGUUGAGUAGUUUCCCCAAAGUCACAAAGCCUAGUUGGACCUAGACCCCGGAGGCCCCCCACCCUCUCCACCACCCGGAAGAGCCUUCCUUCCUUGGCUUCCUAUUCUGUACUCCUGGCUUCCCAGCAAGCAUCACAGUCCCGGACCACCCUUGACCAUCCUCAAUCAAAGCAUGCAUGCCAGGGAUACCCCUGGCUUACUAUUCUCAGCGCUGCCUCUUGUCUCCUCUGUCUUGAUGCUGCUGGUGACUAGCCUGUGGCUGCUGGGAGCCGGCCCCAGCCUCAUCCUGGUCCCGGAGCUGCUGCUGGAUCCCUGGCAGGUGCACCGGCUGCUGACCCACGCCUUAGGCCACGUGACCCUGCCAGGCCUGCUCCUGAGUCUGCUACUGCUGCCCACUCUGGGCUGGUGGCAGGAGCGCCACCUGGGUACCCUGCGCUUCCUACACGCCUCCACCCUGCUCUCCCUGGCCACCGGGCUGCUGGCAGUGCUGCUGGCAGGCCUUGGGGUGCCUAGUGUGGGUGGUGGCUGUGGAUACAUGCCAGUCCACCUGGCCAUGCUGGUAGGGCAGGGCCAGUGCCCUCAGUGGUUGUGGGGGGUGCUGCCACCUAGGCUGUUGCCCUGGCUGCUGCUUGCCUUGACCCCAUUGCUGUGCUCUGAGCCACCCUUCCUGCAGCUCCUCUGUGGCCUCCUUGCUGGCCUGGCCUGCAGAGAUAACACUGGGGUCUUCCGGUGGCUGGAGCUCUCAGAGUGGCGACUACAGAUGUUGCAGGAAGGCAUCUUGUGCCGGACCCUGGCCCGGUGCUGGCCGCUGAGGUUCCUUCCCACCCCAGGCAGCCUAGCUGAACUGCCCGUCACCCAUCCUGCUGGAGCGAGGUCUGCUGUCCCUACCCCCUGGUCCCACAGUAAACGUCCAACAGAGUUCUCACCAGACCUGGGGCCUGUGCAGCUGACCAGGGAGGGUUCCUCGGAGGUGGAUCUGGACUGGGCCAGGUCCAACUUUGCUCCAGGGACCCCACUGUGGAUGGCCCUGGAUGAGCAGAUGCUGCAGGAGGGGAUCCAGGCCUCGCUCCUGGAUGGGCCAGUCCCAGGGCCCCAGGGCCCACUGUGGCUGCCUAAGUCCUCUGUUUCUUCUCUGCGGCUGCAGCAGCUGGAGCGCAUGGGUUUCCCCACAGAGCAAGCCGUGGUGGCACUGGCAGCUGCAGGCCACGUGGAAGGUGCUGUGUCCCUCCUGGUUGGAGGACAGGUGGACACAGAGGCCUUGGUGACUGAAGGGAGGUGGGUACCUGCCCACCCGCAGGAUCCAGGGCACCCCUUAGCAGAGGGCAGGGGAACAGGCCCUGCCUGAGGGCAGACAGCCUGAGCCCCUGUUCUUUCUACCGAAGGCCAUACUGGGUACAGGCCCUCUCCCCACCCCCACCGGCGUGCUGUCUUGGUACUUGUUUAGAAUAAACGCCAUUUUUUUU
Fukomys damarensis (Damara mole-rat) is the source of this 1611-nucleotide messenger RNA. It is a transcript of the gene Rhbdd3, whose product is annotated as rhomboid domain containing 3. Bases 321 to 1493 code for a protein of 390 amino acids. The transcript is spliced from 6 exons. NCBI's taxonomy places the organism in Eukaryota, Metazoa, Chordata, Mammalia, Rodentia, Bathyergidae. Gene Ontology annotation, molecular function: serine-type endopeptidase activity; protein binding. Gene Ontology annotation, cellular component: membrane. The record is from RefSeq and is a predicted model, not a curated record.